Molecule: messenger RNA, 1219 nt
Organism: Athalia rosae (coleseed sawfly)
Lineage: Eukaryota; Metazoa; Arthropoda; Insecta; Hymenoptera; Athaliidae
Gene: PrBP
Product: retinal rod rhodopsin-sensitive cGMP 3',5'-cyclic phosphodiesterase subunit delta
Exons: 4
Coding region: 235-678 (147 amino acids)
Biological process (GO): sensory perception of light stimulus
Cellular component (GO): cytoplasm
Source: RefSeq, a predicted model, not a curated record
AAGGGCGCGCGCCCGAUACUAGGCAACUCAAAUAACGUGAAAACGCGCGCGCAUCUUGCGGGCUUUAAAAGCAAGAUUCAGAGAAAUCUUAAACACGAAAAAGGCCGAUCAUCUCCGAUUAGUAGGUGGACGCUGACAUGGCUGGUCGAUACUUGACUGCGCUGUCAUAAUUUUAUUUUGAUUUUAAAUUGAGAAUUAAUUAGGUGGAAACAUAGGGUAUUAAAUCAAUAAAAAAUGCCGCUACGAGGUGAAGAGAUAUUAAAGGGAUUCCAAGUGAAUUGGAUGAAUUUACGGGACGCUGACAGUGGGAAAAUACUUUGGCAAGGAAACGAAGAUCUGUCGGUGCCAGAGGUGGAGCAUGAGGCACGAGUACCAAAAAAAAUCUUGAGGUGCCGUGCCGUAUCCCGAGAGAUAAAUUUCAGUUCUGUUGAACCGAUGGAACGAUUUAGACUUGAACAGAAAGUCCUGUUCAAAGGACGCUGUCUAGAAGAAUGGUUUUUCGAAUUUGGCUUUGUUAUUCCAAGCAGCACAAACACCUGGCAAAGCCUUAUCGAAGCUGCUCCCGAAAGCCAGAUGAUGCCGGCCAAUGUUCUAAAUGGAAAUCUGGUAAUUGAAACAAAGUUCUUUGAUGACGAUCUUCUACUGUCUACCAGUCGUGUACGUCUUUUCUACAUCUAAAGGAAUGAGCAUUUAAUUCUAUUUGAGAAUUGAAAGAUCCUGGGACCAAGGAUAAGCAAAGAAGCUCAGAAAUAGAGAACUAAACUACUUCUAGGCACAUCCUUGUAACAGUUAGCACUGAAUAUUCACACGUAAGCUCUAAUGGUUAUAGAUUUGAAGCAAAAAAAAAAAAACGGUAACAAUCUCGGUAUUUCGAGAUUUCAGAUAAGCCGAAUCCUCGACUGGACUAACUUAAUUACAUUCGUGAUUUGGGGUUUAAUUUUUUUUGUUCCAAAGUAAUUCCUUGUUUUUUAAAGUACAAAUUUUUCAUAGUUAGCUAAUUACCAACGCCUCUGUAUUUUCAAUUACUUAUUAUUCAUCGGAUUUACUUAUUAUUUACCUAAUUGUACAUAAAUAUGUUUACUCCAAAACCUACUUUAUCAACGGCACCUGCUAUUGGAGCACAAAGCAUUUUUGGAUAAUAAGUAACUUUUUACUUCUUUGAAAUAUUUUUGUACAUAUUGUGAUACACCGCACAUAGCAAUAUACGGUAUACUUCUAA